Messenger RNA from Diachasmimorpha longicaudata, 3392 nucleotides. RefSeq names its product fibroin heavy chain-like. Bases 152 to 3106 code for a protein of 984 amino acids. NCBI's taxonomy places the organism in Eukaryota, Metazoa, Arthropoda, Insecta, Hymenoptera, Braconidae. The record is from RefSeq and is a predicted model, not a curated record. The transcript has 4 exons.
AACAAUAAAUUUCGUACAACUGGAUGCUAGAGAUAAGCGAUGUCUUGUUCUGAGGGAAGGUAUAUAAUGGGUGUCGUCGAAUUACAAAGGACAGUCCGAAGCUGUGACUGCGAUCUGAUUUCGAUCGCCAGGAAAUCAGUUCUGGUAGACCAUGAAGGUUCUGUUCGUCUUCGUGUUGGCCAUAACGGUCAUCAAUGUCCUCGGUGCCCCUUCCCGAGGAUUAAUUGAAUGGCGUGAUAAAAGAGACAGGAUAUCUCGUUGGAUCGGUAGGACCCGUAAAGAUGAUAGCGAUAGCGGUGAUUCUGACAGCGAUGAGAGCGAUGAGAGAUCCGUCGAAAGAAGAAGACCACGUUGGGGCAGGCAAUGGCGGAGAAAACCAUGUAGACCAAGCUCCUCCUCGUCGUCUUCAUCAUCAGCAAGUGGCGUAGGAGAAGGAAGUGGGCAGGGUUCAGGGUCCGGCCAGGGAAGCGGGCAAGGAUCUGGUGUAGGAAAAGGAAGUGGAAGUGGAAGUGGCCAAGGUUCUGGGUCUGGACUAGGCAGCGGGCGAGGUUCUGGUUCAGGACAAGGUAGUGGAUCUGGCAGUGGUCGAGGUUCCGGAGCUGGACAAGGCAGUGGAGUCGGAAAGGGCAGUGGUCAAGGCUCAGGACAAGGCAGCGGAAGCGGAAGUGGCGCUGGACAAGGAAGUGGGAGAGGUAGUGGUGCUGGACAAGGCAGUGGAUCUGGCAGUGGUCGAGGUUCGGGGGCUGGACAAGGCAGUGGGGUUGGAAAGGGCAGCGGUCAAGGUUCUGGUUCAGGACAAGGCAGUGGGAGAGGAAGUGGUACUGGACAAGGCAGUGGAAGAGGUAGUGGUGCUGGACAAGGAAGUGGAUCUGGUAGUGGUCGAGGUUCCGGAGCUGGACAAGGCAGUGGAGUCGGAAAGGGCAGUGGUCAAGGCUCAGGACAAGGCAGUGGAAGGGGAAGUGGUGCUGGACAAGGAAGUGGAUCUGGCAGUGGUCGAGGCUCCGGGGCUGGACAAGGUAGUGGAGUCGGAAAGGGCAGUGGUCAAGGCUCAGGACAAGGCAGCGGAAGCGGAAGUGGCGCUGGACAAGGAAGUGGGAGAGGUAGUGGUGCUGGACAAGGCAGUGGUCGAGGUUCGGGGGCUGGACAAGGCAGUGGGGUUGGAAAGGGCAGCGGUCAAGGUUCUGGUUCAGGACAAGGCAGUGGGAGAGGAAGUGGUACUGGACAAGGAAGUGGGAGAGGUAGUGGUGCUGGACAAGGCAGUGGAUCUGGCAGUGGUCGAGGUUCCGGAGCUGGACAAGGCAGUGGAGUCGGAAAGGGCAGUGGUCAAGGCUCAGGACAAGGCAGUGGAAGGGGAAGUGGUGCUGGACAAGGAAGUGGAUCUGGCAGUGGUCGAGGUUCGGGGGCUGGACAAGGCAGUGGGAGAGGAAGUGGUACUGGACAAGGAAGUGGGAGAGGUAGUGGUGCUGGACAAGGAAGUGGAUCUGGUAGUGGUCGAGGUUCCGGGGCUGGACAAGGCAGUGGGGUUGGAAAGGGCAGCGGUCAAGGUUCUGGUUCAGGACAAGGCAGCGGGAGAGGAAGUGGUACUGGACAAGGAAGCGGGAGAGGUAGUGGUGCUGGACAAGGAAGUGGAUCUGGCAGUGGUCGAGGUUCCGGGGCUGGACAAGGCAGUGGGGUUGGAAAGGGCAGCGGUCAAGGCUUAGGACAAGGCAGUGGAAGGGGAAGUGGUGCUGGACAAGGAAGUGGAUCUGGCAGUGGUCGAGGCUCUGGGGCUGGACAAGGUAGUGGAGUCGGAAAGGGCAGUGGUCAAGGUUUAGGACAAGGCAGCGGAAGCGGAAGUGGCGCUGGACAAGGCAGCGGAAGAGGUAGUGGUGUUGGACAAGGAAGUGGAUCUGGCAGUGGUCGAGGCUCUGGGGCUGGACAAGGUAGUGGAGUCGGAAAGGGCAGUGGUCAAGGUUUAGGACAAGGCAGCGGAAGCGGAAGUGGCGCUGGACAAGGCAGCGGAAGAGGUAGUGGUGCUGGACAAGGAAGUGGAUCUGGCAGUGGUCGAGGUUCCGGAGCUGGACAAGGCAGUGGGGUUGGAAAGGGCAGCGGUCAAGGUUCUGGUUCAGGACAAGGCAGUGGGGUUGGAAAGGGCAGUGGUCAAGGUUCUGGUUCAGGACAAGGCAGCGGGAGAGGAAGUGGUACUGGACAAGGAAGUGGGAGAGGUAGUGGUGCUGGACAAGGAAGUGGAUCUGGCAGUGGUCGAGGUUCCGGAGCUGGACAAGGUAGUGGGGUUGGAAAGGGCAGCGGUCAAGGCUCAGGACAAGGCAGUGGAAGGGGAAGUGGUGCUGGACAAGGAAGUGGAAGCGGUAGUGGUGCUGGACAAGGAAGUGGAUCUGGGAGUGGUCGAGGUUCCGGGGCUGGACAAGGCAGUGGGGUCGGAAAGGGCAGUGGUCAAGGUUCUGGAACAGGUAGUGGGACAGGUACUGGUGUCGGACGUGGUUCUGGUGCUGGCCAAGGAAGUGGGAGAGGGUCAGGCUCUGGACAAGGAUCUGGGACGGGACAAGGUAGUGGCCAAGGCUCUGGUGCAGGACAAGGAAGUGGGCGAGGUUCAGGAUCUGGACAAGGUAGCGGAAGUGGAGGAGGUAGUGGUGCUGGACAAGGCAGCGGAAGCGGCAGUGGCUCUGGACAAGGUAGUGGAAGUGGCAGUGGCUCCGGGCAAGGCAGUGGGAGUGGUAGUGGUUCCGGACAAGGCAGCGGAAGCGGCAGGGGCUCUGGACAAGGUAGUGGAAGUGGCAGUGGCUCCGGACAAGGUAGUGGAAGUGGCAGUGGCUCCGGACAAGGUAGUGGAAGUGGCAGUGGCUCCGGACAAGGUAGUGGAAGUGGCAGUGGCUCCGGACAAGGUAGUGGGAGUGGUAGUGGUUCCGGACAAGGUAGCGGUCAAGGAUCUGGUGCUGGUCAGGGAAGCGGGGCAGGUUCUGGUUGGGGAGUAGGAAGUGGGAGUGGUUUUGGUGCUGGACAAGGAAGCGGGCAAGGUUCUGGUUCUGGUCAAGGCUCUGGUUCGGGGCAAGGAAGCGGGCAAGGCUCUGGUUCUGGACAAGGAAGUGGCCAGGGUAGUGGGAAAUGAAAGGUCUAUUAGGUGGAGUACUUUGAAAAUCCGCCGAGCUGUUGAGACUUUAUCCGAGCUGUGCAUAUGAUGUUUAGAAAUUCCGCGAUAAUUCUAUUUAUAAAUCUCUUUAUCAACAAUAUCUACGAUUGCCGAGGAAAUGCACAAUAGUUAGUCCUACGUUAGUUUUUAUUAUUGACACUAUCAGCACAUUUCAACAAAUAUCCCAUUGUUGUUCAUUUUUACCAACAAAUUUUAUGACUUAUGUAUACUGUAUGAGCUAAAAGAAAUAUAGCAUGAAGAAUAA